Molecule: messenger RNA, 423 nt
Organism: Pseudopodoces humilis (Tibetan ground-tit)
Lineage: Eukaryota; Metazoa; Chordata; Aves; Passeriformes; Paridae
Source: RefSeq, a predicted model, not a curated record
AUGGGUGGUUAUUUUCCUCAGCAAUGUCUUAGGGAAACAACUGAUUUCAGAUUCCCUGUGGAGAUUACUAAGGUCACACAGAAGAACAUCAUAAGGAUCAUCUAUGAAUUCCUUCAACAGAUCUUCCAACUAUUUAGCAAAAAUCUUCCUGUUGAUGUUUGGAAUACAAGCAAGAUCGAGAACUUCCAAAAUGGAAUUCAUCAUCAAAUUGAAGAACUGGAGACAUGUUUGUCAGAAGAACAAUCAAAAGCAAGAAACAAUUUUCAAACGUGGAUCCUAAAAACCACGAUAUACAGCAUAAAAAAGUACUUUCAAAGAAUCACCAAUUUCCUAAAAGAUAAGCAAUACAGCCAUUGUUCCUGGGAAGCAGUUCAAAUGGAAUUGAGUUACUGCCUAGAUUUUAUUUUUGCAUUACUUCACUAA